AUGACAUACGCAAGAGAGAUACAUACCUUUCAUUCGGGCAAAACACAGCCUAAAUUAUCCUCUUCUUCUCUCAAAUUCACAUCUAUUGACCCCAGCACGGGAGAAUCGCUUGCCACCAUUUACAUCACCACCUCCGAGCAACUCGACCAUGCCAUUUCUUCUGCCCAGAAUGCCUUCAAACAGUGGUCGCGAACACCAGCCAAAGAGCGAGCUGCUGUCUUGCUCCGCGCUGCAGCGAUUCUGCGAGAGCGAAACGACGAUUUAGCUCUUGUGGAAACCCUUGACACUGGUAAAGCAUGGUCAGAAACAUCCACCGUCGACAUUGUCACUGGUGUUGAAGUUCUGGAGUACUAUGCACACUUCAUCACUGAUGGCAUCGGUGGGCAGCACAUCAAGCUGCGACCCGACGCAUACGUCUCUGUUACAUAUGAACCUAUCGGCGUGUGCGCUGGAAUUGGCGCCUGGAACUAUCCUAUUCAGAUCGCGCUAUGGAAAUCAGCACCCUGUCUCGCCGCGGGAAACUGUAUGGUAUACAAGCCAAGCGAGGUGACGCCUCUUCAUGCCAAUAUCCUCGCCCAGAUAUACGUCGAGGCUGGUCUACCACCUGGAGUCUUUAACGUCGUGUAUGGCGACGGACCUACUACUGGUGCACCAUUAGUCGCCCACCCUGGCAUCGCCAAAGUCAGCUUUACGGGCCAGGUCAGUACUGGCAGUAAAGUUGCCAGCCAGGCAGCGAGAGAUCUCAAGGGUAUUACAAUGGAACUUGGCGGGAAGAGUCCACUUCUGAUUAUGCCAGAUGCAGAUGUGGAAGAAGCUUCUGAUAUCGCCAUGAUGGCCAACUUCUUUUCCACGGGGCAAGUUUGCACAAACGGUACACGUGUAUUCGCCCCUGAUGUGCUCCUUGGCCAAGUUGAACAAGCUUUAGUGAAGCGAUGUCGUGAAGGGGUCCGGAUGGGGUUGCCGAAGGAACAUGAUACUAAUUUCGGACCUGUUGUGUCUGCUACGCAACAAGACAAGAUCAAUUCCUAUAUUCAACAUGGCCGUGAGCAAGACAAGGCAAAGGUAUUAUACGAUGGCAGCAUCGAUUUACGCUUUCCAACCAAAGAAGGCUUCUGGGUAGCUCCUGUCAUCUUUACCGGUUGCACUGAUGAUAUGCGUAUCUGUCGAGAGGAGAUAUUUGGCCCCGUCAUGUGCCUUCUCCCUUAUAGCACCGAGGGUUCGGAAGAGGAGUGGCUGUCUAAGCUGAUAGAGCGUGCAAAUGAUACUGAGUUUGGCCUUGCAGCCGGUGUUGUUGCGUCAGACAUUGGACUCGCUCAAAGAGUUAUCCAACAAUUAGAUGCUGGGAUAACCUGGAUCAAUACAUGGGGUGAAAGCCCAGCAGAAAUGCCCGUCGGUGGUUGGAAGAUGAGCGGCAUAGGGUUGGAGAAUGGUCAUGAGGGCAUACAGGCUUACCUCCGGACAAAAAGCACAUUGGUGCAGUGUACUAAAGGAGCUUGCGGAGGUGUCUUCAAUGCAUUGUAA
Clonostachys rhizophaga is the source of this 1521-nucleotide messenger RNA. The record is from the annotation of a GenBank genome assembly. Lineage: Eukaryota; Fungi; Ascomycota; Sordariomycetes; Hypocreales; Bionectriaceae.